GUAGCUCAGUUUGCUCUGACGCGUUGAAAAUCUCGCUACACCCGGUGGUGUUUCUCCCGCGUUUUCCCUAACAACAUCCCUUUUCGCUGUGAGUGAUCGUAUAGCAAAUUGCAGCGAUGUCUUCGACGAUGGAUCUUCGGAGAUUGUAAAAGUGCACGAUGACGGGAAUCGCAACUGCUCGGCAAGGGUGGGUUCGGCGUGUCGGGUUGCAAGGAAGGAAAUGCAGUUAUUCGCCAGCGUCUGCGCUUCUAUAUUGAUCCGCGGUGGUGGCGGUGGAAGUACGGCGGUGGUGGCGGCGGCUGUGCUCGCGGCGCGUUCGAGCGUUCGGGUGGGACCACAACCAACCCCACAACGAACCCGCCCAAAAUGUAUUUUUGCCUGCGUCUCGUGCGACUAUUCCUGAUCUCGGCGAUUCUGUGCGUCGGUCUAUGCUCCGAGGAUGAAGAGAGACUGGUGCGAGAUCUGUUUAGAGGAUACAAUAAGCUCAUCCGACCAGUGCAAAAUAUGACGGAGAAAGUGCACGUGAGGUUUGGCCUCGCCUUCGUGCAACUGAUCAAUGUGAACGAAAAGAAUCAGAUUAUGAAAUCGAACGUAUGGUUGAGAUUUGUAUGGAAGGACUAUCAGUUACAAUGGGACGAAGCGGAUUACGGCGGUAUCGGGGUCCUCAGAUUACCACCCGACAAAGUGUGGAAACCAGACAUAGUCUUAUUCAAUAACGCUGACGGCAACUAUGAAGUUCGUUACAAGAGCAACGUGCUGAUAUACCCGAACGGCGAGGUGCUCUGGGUGCCGCCAGCAAUUUAUCAGAGCUCGUGCACGAUCGACGUAACAUAUUUCCCCUUCGAUCAGCAAACAUGCAUUAUGAAAUUCGGCUCAUGGACCUUCAACGGCGACCAGGUCUCUCUCGCGCUCUACAACGAUAAGAACUUCGUCGAUCUGUCUGAUUAUUGGAAGAGCGGCACAUGGGACAUUAUCAGCGUGCCGGCGUAUCUCAAUAUCUACCAGGGCGAUUUUCCUACAGAGACGGACAUCACUUUCUAUAUAAUUAUCCGCAGGAAGACUCUUUUCUACACGGUGAACUUGAUACUGCCGACGGUCCUGAUCUCUUUCCUCUGCGUACUCGUUUUCUACCUUCCAGCGGAGGCCGGUGAGAAAGUCACUUUGGGCAUUAGUAUUCUUCUAUCACUGGUCGUGUUCCUCCUGCUAGUCAGCAAAAUUUUGCCACCAACCUCGUUGGUGCUGCCAUUGAUAGCCAAAUAUCUGCUCUUCACCUUUAUCAUGAAUACUGUCAGUAUCCUCGUGACUGUGAUCAUCAUCAACUGGAACUUCCGCGGGCCGAGGACUCACAGAAUGCCUCAGCUCAUACGCAAGAUCUUCCUUAAAUAUCUGCCAGCGAUCUUGUUCAUGAAACGACCAAAGAAGACGCGAUUAAGAUGGAUGAUGGAGAUACCAAACGUAACACUGCCAGCUUCCACAUACUCGGGAAGUCCGACCGAGGUGCCGAAGCAUCUGCCAGCCUCCCUGGCGAAAUCGAAGAUGGAGGUGAUGGAACUGUCCGAUCUGCAUCAUCCAAAUUGCAAGAUCAACCGUAAGGUUCAUCACACCACGAGCAGCUCCAGCGGUGCUGGCGGAGGGGAAGGCAUGGGCGAUAGAAGAGGAUCCGAGAGUUCGGAUUCGGUCUUGCUCAGCCCGGAAGCCAGCAAGGCUACCGAGGCCGUGGAGUUCAUAGCGGAGCAUCUCAGGAACGAGGACUUGUACAUACAGACAAGGGAGGAUUGGAAAUAUGUCGCAAUGGUGAUCGAUCGACUGCAACUUUAUAUAUUCUUUAUAGUGACGACCGCGGGUACCGUCGGGAUCCUAAUGGACGCGCCUCAUAUUUUCGAGUAUGUGGACCAGGAUCGUAUUAUAGAUAUCUAUCGCGGAAAAUAAUCCGACUUGCCCCAACGAAGCGCAAUCACAAAUAACAUAUGCCAUCGUUCGACCGUUCUCAUUUCGUCCUCUUCGAAAACGACUUCGUAACAAUGUGGGAUUAAUUUUGUCAUUUUUAAUUACAAGCGUGAAACGCUUACAAAUCAAGUGACUGUUUAACAGGUAAUUAUUUUUUAUAUCUACAGAUUUUUAUGAAAUCUCACGCGAGGUACAAAUUCAUUUAACGAAAUUCUCAAUACAAUCUUCUAAUACCAUUGUGCAUACAUUUCGAUUUUGCGUAAUUGUAAGAUUGUAAAAUCCGAUUUGUGUAAAGCUUUUUCAACGACGAAACUCGAGCGAUCGAAAUGGCAUACAUUAUGUAGAUAAUAAUUCCACUAGUGUUAAUCAUGGCUGCCUCUGCGAUUAUUGUCUUCCCCGAUGCCAUUAACUUCCGGUAGCUCCAUUGCGACGCGCUUAGACGAAGGAUUUACGAAACGACUGUCGAAUAGUUCUCAUUCUUCAUUUUAUCGAAGAAAUAGGUAUUUCCAAAGUUUUUAAACACGAGAAGCCACAUUAUAACAGGUUACUUGCCAACUUUAUAAUUUUUAUGAAAUAAUAUUUUGUUAGGCAAAGGUUAUUCUCUUCAAUAUUUAAUUAAGAGAACUUGCUUAAAGUUUAGAGAGUUUGUUUAGAUAAUAUCAUAUAGAAGAGAAUUUUAAUCAUUAUAUACAAACUGUGUGGCUAAAUUCUUGGUAGACAAAAUUUGAUUUAAUUUAUUUCUUAUUUAUUUCGACUCCGAACAUUUUGUACAGUGAUUCUGAGUAUUGUUGGAAAUAUACCGUGAUUGCUCCUUUAAGAGUGUAGUUACCACGUAACGCACUUAAUGUUAAACGAUGAAAUCCGCUUAUGUAGCAUUAUACAUAUAUCGUAUCUAGAAAAAAAAAUACGGAAUUAGUUAAUAGUACUUUGGCAAAAUUACUGUAACAUACUAAUAUAAUGAUGGUACGCACAAACCUGUUUAGUCAACUUAUCGAUAUCUCUUAAUUAGAAAAUACAAAUAAUCCAAUAGUCUGGUAAGUUAGGAAAGUAUAUAAAACGAAAACAUUAUUUAUCGUAAAGUAACUCAGACUUACAGGAAUUCACGUUUAACAUUAAACAUUAUAUAAAAUUUGUCGCGUAUUUUUCUAGGACUAUAAUUUCAUUAUAAUUUAUUAGUGCAUUUAACAUAGUUUUUCUGUUUUACGUUUAAGUUACUAUAUGCUAUAUAUGAGCGUUUGACGUCUGUACGUUAGUGUUAAACGUGUGAGAGAAAAGAAAACAGUUCUGUAUUUAAUCUCUCGACCAUAAUUUUAGCGAUCACUUUCAACCAAAUCGAUCAAAUUCUCGAUAUCAAAGUUAUAAAUUUCCGUAUAAGAUAAGAUCGAAACGUUCUUCACGAUGUGCAUCUAUACGCGGGAUGGUCAGGCAGAAUCAAUCAUCGCGCGAUAAUGUUUUAGAUAUAAAUUUGAAAUAAUUUUGAUAAUAAUCGUGCAAGUCGUCACAUCGUAAUUUAGUCGAUCUCGCGUUUGAUACUCGUUAUCGUGGCAUUGAUCAUAAAUAUUAAUAGAACUACGACGAUCUUAAAGCAUGUUCGUCACACAUACGAACGAGCUUGCAGUAACGAAUUUCACGCAAGCACGAGACGUUGUGAAUUAAAUUAAUUACGAAAGGAUACGCGCUUGUAUCUAAUCAACGACUUUCGGAAGACUCGGAAGGCCAAUGCAAAUCAAGGUACCUUAACAAUAAUUUCUGAAAUACACAUACCGAUUCUGAAAUACAUACAGAUCUAGCCAGGAAAGAAAAUCGAUUAUAUCUUUACUGGCUGCAAACAAAAAUUGUACUUUGCGAGUGUGCUUUGACUUGAUUGGCUUUCCUAAAAAGUAGCUCAUGUUCUCAUAGCUCAUACACAAAAUAUCUAUAUAUAUGUAAACAAUACUGAAUAUCACUUAAUACAUUAAUUAAAACAAGUAGACAUAAUUUACGCGUCUCUUUUUAAUUGUACUUCUUGCUAUUGAUUUUUUCCUAAUUAGAUUAACAAAUAUCUCCGUCUUACUUUACGAACAUGCAGUUAAACGGCUUUUAUUAUCAGUUUACUGUCACUUGUGCAAGAUACUGGAGUACACAGAUAUAAUUUAUAGAAAUUGUGUUUUAAUGAGUAAAAAGUAAUUAAAUAAACUAAAAACAAAUAACUAUGCGUAGUUAUAUAUGCGAGAUGAGAAUAUGAGCCAUUUUUUGCGCCAAUAAUUAUGCGCAUAUUAAGAAGCACGAUUCUUCGUCAUAAGAACGUCGUGCGUUAAUAGAACAUCAUAGCCAUGCUUACCGUAUAUAUUGUACAGAGAGACUGUUAAACGGUCAAGUUUUAUUUAAUAAAGAACGUUCAGUCCGGGAGAAAGUUGUAGUCGACUGUUGAAUAUCGAGGAUUUUGCGAGAAGUGAAAUAACCGAAAACGUAAUCUCUUGUAUUUCUUUAUAAUUUUGUGCAAUUUCUUGCAAUGUAUCUCAGUGUAUCAAUACUUAAAAAUUUAUAUUUAUAAAUUUCUCUAGUUUUACAGUUUGCCAAAGAUUGUAACGAUUUAUUCGGUUACGUCAAUUGUUAAUUAAUCUGCAGAAUUUUUUAAUAUAAUAAGCGGCAUCAUUGCGUGCAUUAGUAGUUAUCUCGUUUGACGAAGUUAAUGUUAAUGUUAUAGUUGUUACGAUAGUUUUUUCAAAUGCAUCUAAAUCUGUUGUUAUAUAAGCCGUUGCGUUUAUUGAAGCAAAUAGUAAAAUAAUUUUAGACUUACUUGAAGACGCUUGAUAACGACAGCAUGAGAAGACGCAGAAUCCCAGAAAGAAAAGACAUCUUCAUUUAUAAUUACUUGCGUCAAUCUUAGCAAAUUUGUAUGUAUGGAAUACAGUUUUAUUUUAUUUAAAAAAAAAUGUACAAUAACAUAUAUGUCUUUUUCUCUCUUUUGUAAAUCGAUUAAUAACAUUUACUUAUAAAUUUUAUUUUACUUUUAAUAUUUAAAACACGUUGCAAUGUAGUUUGCUAAAGAGAAGGUUUUGUAUAUCCAGAUUUAUCGACAAUAUUUUAUCGUUAUAUAAUGCCGUUAUUUAUUAAUAGCGCAUGUCGUGUCUUCCUGGAAAGAAAUACAAUAAUUAAAAUUUAGAAACCAAGAACACUGGCAUAUUCCGUUUUGUUCUAUCCCUCUCAUGUCAAUAGGUUUCGUGUAAUUUAUUGGGGGCAAUUUAACAGGAACAAUAACAAUAAACAGAAUUAUACAGUUCUGCCCGUACAUACGUGUCUUUUAUCUCUACUGCGGAAAGGAAGAUGAUCAGCGUAUAUGUACCAUAGUUUACUUUGCGCAUAAAACAAGAAACCGAAAAUUGUUGAAUCGAAAAGUUUGUACUUUAUUAUGCAUGAUAAAUAAUAUAGUAAUUAUAUAUAA
Molecule: messenger RNA, 5371 nt
Organism: Temnothorax curvispinosus
Lineage: Eukaryota; Metazoa; Arthropoda; Insecta; Hymenoptera; Formicidae
Gene: nAChRbeta1
Product: acetylcholine receptor subunit beta-like 1
Exons: 7
Coding region: 367-1929 (520 amino acids)
Biological process (GO): regulation of membrane potential; chemical synaptic transmission; signal transduction
Cellular component (GO): synapse; postsynaptic membrane; neuron projection
Molecular function (GO): acetylcholine-gated monoatomic cation-selective channel activity; transmembrane signaling receptor activity
Source: RefSeq, a predicted model, not a curated record